Molecule: messenger RNA, 489 nt
Organism: Anopheles aquasalis
Lineage: Eukaryota; Metazoa; Arthropoda; Insecta; Diptera; Culicidae
Biological process (GO): sperm DNA condensation; spermatogenesis
Source: RefSeq, a predicted model, not a curated record
GUGUGCGGAAGUAUUAUUUCUGUUUUUCGUGAAUUCCAACAAUUCAACCGUGAAAAUGGAUAACAAAGAACAAUCGCGCGGAAAUGGAGAGCCAAAUCCGAGGCGAAAAAGCCGAAAUCCAUACCUAAAUUUUUUAAGUGAAUUCAGAAGCAAAAAUUUAAACCUAUCGGCGGUGGAGGUAAUCCGCCGGGGAGCGGCUUACUGGCGCCAGCUAACGGAGGAGCAGAAGCUACCGUAUGUGCGGUUGGCGUUCUAUGCACCGAUGCGGCCCCGAAGAUGUCCCAUGUGUGGCAUGCGUUAUCGCACGAAACGAGCCUCGGGCGCCCAAUCGUCGGCACGGCAGGGCAAGCUUGUGAAAUCCCAGCAAAUGCGAAUGCCACCGAAGAAGCAACACUAACGGCGACAUACCGUACGCCUUCACCCGCUGACACUCCGUGGCAAAAAAGGAAAUAACUUUUGAUACUACUUGAAAUAUAUGUACAGAUAUCC